This is a messenger RNA of Pristis pectinata (smalltooth sawfish), 13896 nucleotides long. It is a transcript of the gene mxra5a, whose product is annotated as matrix-remodelling associated 5a. The record is from RefSeq and is a predicted model, not a curated record. Gene Ontology annotation, molecular function: protein binding. The transcript has 10 exons. Bases 768 to 9002 code for a protein of 2744 amino acids. Lineage: Eukaryota; Metazoa; Chordata; Chondrichthyes; Rhinopristiformes; Pristidae.
CUCCGCUCCCACUCUAUCUUGCAGAGAGACCGAUUCACAGAAACCUCCUGACAAGUUACUCUCUGCGAGCCUGGCUGGAUCUCCUCAGUGCAACGAGAAAAUCUGAGCCGGUCUCACUUACCACCUCUCAUUAGAUUUACCAUCUUGCAAUAUACAAGUCUACGAGUCACUGGACGCCGGAGUGUGGUGUAUCGGGCAAUGUCGCGCACACUCACACAGAUUAAUGGAUCCCUUUUUACAUUAAACAAAACGACCCCGGAGUGAUCCGCUCACACCCUCGCAUGCAAUCGGACAGCUCUACAGACGAGCAUCUACUACAAAACACAAGGGGACCGUGCCUCUUGGUUUGAUUGGCAAGCCGUUCUUUUCAGAGAGGGUCCGGGAAUUUCACACGUUAUCUUGCAUUCGGCCUCGAUGUCCCGGGGAAGUGAUUUUUGCAUCGGGAAACCCAACAGGUGAAGGGAGGUAAGAAGAAACAAAUCCCUGACGUUACUGCUCUUGUGAAAUAGGAGGGACUGAGUAUUUUCUACCAGUUCGGCAGCUCACUGAACAAGCCAGAAGUUGAUGCAAUACCAAGGCAAUCAUUUCUAAACAGCCUCCUUCUUGAUGAACUGCUCGCCAUUGCCAAAGUAACAGCGCAAAGACAUUCCCUAAGAGAACCAAAGUAGAGCCUAUGCCACUUGUCAGUUUAAAACAAACAACAUCGUCCCUCGUUCUGCCAUCCAUAGCAUUCAAAUUCUGGUACCUCUUACAGAAGGACAGCAAAGAUGUUUGAGGCAUCGCCCCAAAUGGUUCCUGUGGUAACCCUCUCCAUGGUGCUGAUGCUGCCUCUGGGAUUUCCAAGCCUGACGCUCUCAUGUCCACAACCCUGUGCCUGUUAUUUCUCCACUGAAGUUCACUGUACUUUUCGAUCGCUGACAGCUGUGCCAGCAGGAAUACCAAAGGUGGUAGAAAGGAUCAAUUUUGGCUUUAACAAUAUACAGAGUGUGAGCAAAGAACUAUUUGAUGGACUGCAAAGGCUGGAACUUCUAAUGCUUCAUGGCAAUGAUAUUCAAAGCCUUCCAGAUAAAGUCUUCAAAAACUUGAAAUCACUGCAGGCACUUAAAAUGAGCUACAAUAAAAUGACUGCUAUAACGGGAUAUACAUUUCAGGGGCUGGUGAAUUUAUUGCGGUUGCACUUGGAUCAUAACAAGAUAGAAUUCAUUCAACCUGGCGCAUUCUAUGGAAUGACUUCCCUGACACUACUGCAUCUUGAAGGAAACCAGUUGCAACAAAUCCAUCCAAACACCUUUGUAACCCUCUCUGUUCUACAGCAUUUUAAGUUUUCAUCAAUAAAGCACCUCUACCUCUCUGAUAAUUCCAUCCGUACGCUGCCCAGAGAAAUGCUAGGUCAGAUGUUACAGCUGGAAAGCAUCUAUCUGCAGGAUAACCCGUGGUCUUGUGACUGUAGAUUGCAGUGGCUGCUGGACUGGGGAAAAGAGGCUGGAGAUGUGGUGAAAUGUAAAAAGGACCGAUCGAACCCCAGAGGUCGAGUGUGCUCAGUCUGUUCGGACCCCAAACAGUUCAGCAAGAAAGAGCUGUUUAAACUGGACUCCAGUGAACUGGCCUGCACAAAGCCCACCAUCAAAUCCACAUUAAAGAAGAGUUACGGGAAUGAAUGGGAAGCAGAUGAAGGCGAAGAUACAUCACAUGAGAACUAUCAAAAACCUCUUGGCCGCAUGACCUUGAACUUAACUGACCAGCAAGGAAACACAGAUGACUUGUUCUGUCGGAUCAACAGUAUGGGGAAUGAGAGGCAUGCCCAGUGGCGUCGGCUAACUGAACAAGACAUAGCAGUCAAUAUGACCCUCUCGGUAAAACUUACGUGCCCCAUGAAUCAAGAAAGCAUGGAAAGACUUUGGAAACUUAUUGCCUAUUACAGCGAAACACCUGUAAGACUAAAAAAGGGCUUAAUGUUGUCUAAAGGACCUUCAAGCUACCAAUAUAGACAGGUGGUUGACAGUGAUUCCUAUUACUACACCGAUGUAAGGGCUAACAUUGAGGCUGAGCCCUCCUGGUUAAUGCAAGAUUAUGUCAACAUAAAGCUUGAUAGAAAACUCACUACUGCAAAUGAUGUCAUCCUCAUAUUCUCACUGUACCUGUCUCAACAAUUCCCAAUUAGGGGUACUACAAGAGACAAGACUGACUGGGUUUUGAUCAAAGUAAGCGACAAGACAAAAUUGGUUCACGUUGUGGUUACUGGGACCAUGUUGCAGCUAAAAUGUCAGGUGGUAGCCUCUGAGAAUCCAUCGAUCCAAUGGGUGCUUCCUGAUGGUAGCCAAGUGUUAGCGCCAAACACCAGCAAAGACAACCGUAUUUCAGUCUUUAACACUGGGAGGUUAGUGGUGAAGGCAGUGGAACACCAUGAUGCGGGUUUAUAUCGGUGCAUUGGGUCUGUGAAGGAUGAUACAGACACAAUGACCUACAGGGUCGUUGUGCAGCCUGCAAAACUCCCUGCAUCGCAAGUCAGAGAAAGAGGCAUCACUGUGCCUUAUGGCGACACCAUCUCUCUUCCCUGCACGGCCUCUUCAGUACCGGACGCUCAACUAACCUGGAUCCUUCCAAACAGCAGCGUGCUUGCUGCCCCGAUAAACACCACGACCGGGUCCGUCAUGGCAAACGGGUCUCUGGUCAUCAGAGGCGGCCACGAUGGCAAUAGCGGACACUACAGGUGUAUAGCCACCAACAGGUACGGUUUAGAUGUACUGACUGUCAAUGUGGCAGUCAUUAAAAAGUUGCCAAGCCAGAUAGUCAAGAAGGGGAAUCCGUCACCGAAGUUCUACCUAAGAGCUGGGUAUCAGAAGGAAAAGGAAGGGGAGGCUUCGGGUGAAGAGACAGCACAUGAAAGUCAGAAGCAGGUAACCUACAACGUAUACACAGGUGGUCCACCCAAUGGGAGGAGGAACCUUCAUGCUGAUGGAGCCCAGGACGAUUCGAAAGUAGAUUAUAUCAGGGACAUCAGACUGAGGAAAGGGUUUAAGAGAGGCAGAGGGAUGUUGGCAGCGGAAGGCAGGAGAAGGUUGGACUCCCGCAGACGGAUCAACAUGACGAAUAAAAAGAUAGACCCACAAAAGUGGGCGGAUAUCUUGGCCAAAGUCAGAAGGAAAUCCAUUCCCAGACCAACAGUCGCCCCAUUGCGUCAAGUCUACACAUCAACCUUCACAUCUCCAAUCACCCCUGGACGACAAGUGCCGGAUCCCACCGUGAAACUGCCCGCUAGGCUCAGUCCAAUGGCAGGGCUCGAUGUGGAAGAUUCCUCGGGAAAUGGUGAUCUGAGUUUCUCUGAGGAUGAGUUAAUUCACGUCGGCACAUCACAUAAUGUACUGGUGGGUAUGCCAGAGACCGCUACGCUCCAAGAAAACCUCGUCCUUGAACUCCAACCUGUAGAAGGCCAUCGUGGCUCUUCAGAAGACCAGUCUACACCUCCUCCUUCUCCUGAAAACACCACCAAGUCUACCACUGUGGCAACGUUCAUUUGGGAGCCAGAGAUUUUGGAACUGGUACCGACCCCCAUCCCACCAGUUGAAGUGCAUCCUAGUGAAGCGACAGGGAAAUUUAUCGACAUAGAGUCGACACAGGAGGAAGGGGGGAGUGAUGUGGAGCAAGUAAGUGUUCUGAAAACAGAUGCAGAUGAGUACAUUGUAGGAGGCUGGGUUGCUAAAAGCCUUGAUCAUCCAGAAGUCAAGCUUCGUGGAGUGGAAUCCAUGGUUGAUGUGAUGGAUGUAGAUGUGAACAGUGAGAACGACACCACAUACUUCAGAGGGGAUCUCAGUAUAGCGAGUGAAACCAUUACAACAAUGAACACCCCUGAAGCAACUACAGUGAGCACCAGAGACCAACCUUUGAAGGGAACUACUGAGCUGGUUCACACCACCACAGCUAGAAUAACCACCAUUGCCACUAGUAUUAUCACCCAAGCUGAUAAUAUCUCAACUGCAUCAAUCAUUGUUCCCACCUCUUCAGGCGAAGCAACUAUAUCUAGGCCAAUGGAGUCCAGCACCAUGACGACCACGACCACUGGUGCCAACACCAACACACGGGCAGCGGCUAGAAGGCGUUGGCCUUACCCUGGUUCUCGAAGGUACAGCAGGAAGAGGCGCCCUGGUAGGAGGUAUCGCCUCAAUAGACUUAGGCAGAACCAUAACUCACAACCAAAAGCCAAGGCCAAUGAUGUAUCAACCACUUGGCCGGCUGUGAAGGUUGCUCCAAAGGAAAUGAACAAUUUGGUUGGUGGCCAGGUCAAGGUCAACACUACCGCAGCAAAUAAGGCUGAUUCAAUGUUGUCCACAGCAGCUUACCACAAAAUAAGCCCGCAACAACUGACCACAGAGCGACCAGAACUGAAAUCAGCACAUGUCUUAACCAUUCUAAAGUCUCCACAUCUAGGUACAAGUCCCAGCCUAGUGCAACAUCGCUCAAAGCUGCAAGGACCGAAUUCAACUCCAACACUGCAGGCAACACAGGACACGGCAAGAUCUGUUCCAGAGGCUGCGAAUUCUAUCCCUCACAUCCAUCAGUCAAAAACUCUGCAUAUUCAAAGCCACUAUGAAUUGCGCCCAAAAUUCAUGACUACAACUGCGUCGCCUCUAAUGGUAAAUUCCAUUGGUAAACCUCCAGAUUCUCCAGAGUCGAGUAAAGUGCCAGUAUCAAGCAGAACAACGACUACUGUAGAUAUUCCAGUAGAGGACAACAGAAAAACAUCAGAUGUUAUCUUAAGUCCACUUGUCCCAAGUACAGAACUUCCUAUUACCAAAACAGUUACAUCGACAUCAAAAUCUGUGACGAAUUACCUUACAGCAUCAACUACUGCUUCUAAUAUACAGGGAUCAAGCAACACUCAAGCAUCAAACACUGUGGUAAAAAUACCAACUACAACAGUUUUAGAACCUGAUCCUGAAUCACCAGUGCUUCAUCCUGAUGAUGGAAUUUCUACAGUUCAAGACCACAGAGGUGACAUCCCACCAGAAGUACCUUCCCUUUCUUAUGUUGAUACAUCUGCUUCACUAUCCUCUGUUGAAAAUAGAACUCCAGAUAGUAAGGGAAUUGAAAGCGUUGUACCAGGAGUGCAACCGACUGUUGGAGCCUUGGUUACAGUUCCUGUUUUGCAUUCUCAAAUUACCUUUACAGAGCACAAAGCAGUCCUGUCUCCAGAUGUUAAUUUAGGUGGAGUUACCUCUCAGGAAAGGGAUUCACCCACUCAGCUGAAUACUGGAGCGAAAGGAAUUGAACAGGACAGAAUAGAAACCAUGAGAACAUCUGAAAGCAAUGCUAUACCAGAUAGAUUCAUUCCAAAACACCAUACAAAUGGUUGGCAACAAUUAAAGGAAAUAUACACCGGGAAGACCAACAACUUAACCUGGAUUGUAAGGGGUGGAUGGAAGCCAAGUGCAAGCCUCAGGCCGAUACCCAUUCCAAACAAAGACACUCGGCGUAAAUCUCCCAAAUAUAUCCUUGUAGAAACAACACAAAAAAUGCCUGGUCCUGCAGUAAGAGAUAAGCCCCCUUACUCUGUAACUGGAGCACCGUCAGUAGAUACCAGCAAGCCCAACUUGAAAGUAUUUGAAACAAAGGGUGGACAAAGCACACCAAAGCCAGACGAACCUUUUAUCAAACUACCUGUGACAUUAGUGCCUCCAAUCCGAACGAUCCCGGUGAUAUUUAACAAACCUGCCAAUAAGUUUGUUGCUGAUUUAGGCAACCGUUCAAGGACUAAUAACACAAAUUACGCAUUACCAAUGAAGGAAUCUACUGUGCAAAAAUCCAACAUUAGUCGAGGCAAUCAGAAGUUACAUUUUGUGCAGAUUCCGAUUCAAUUUACCAAUGUGAAAACUUCACCGACCGCCUACAAGACAACCACGCACCCAGUGCCUGUACCCACUCAGACAACCAUAUCCACCCCAGCCGCCACUGAGCGGUUGUUUAGAAAUGCCUCAGAGAACAGAAGGGUAAACUAUUCCCUGGACCUGGCAAAUGUCGAGAGAGAUACAUCUAGUGUUGCCCUGCCAUCUCCCAGCUUUAGAACAACAAGAACCAAACCAAAAAUAAUUACCAGCAGCCCCCUGCCUGUGUCAGUGAAAGCAGAGAUGGACGCAUAUCUCCCUUGUGAAGCAUAUGGGGAGCCCAAGCCUAUUAUUUCUUGGUCAAAGGUGUCAACAGGGGCAGUGGUGACUGCAGGCAGCAACUUGGCGAGGUUUGAAGUCUUUGACAAUGGGACGUUGGGGAUCCACGAGACUGAGGUGCAGGAUCGUGGGCAGUACCUGUGCGUAGCGCAGAACCCUCACGGCACCGACCAGAUGCUGGUCACCCUGGUGGUGCUGGCUCAGCUGCCGCGGAUCACUGGGGCCCGCUACCGGGACGCCACCGUCUACCUCGGCGAGCCGUUCACGGCGGAGUGUCGGGCUGCAGGGAGCCCCGCCCCCCAUGUCACCUGGUUACUGCCGGGCGGGAGGACACUGCGCGCGCCGGGUGACACGGGCAGCGGCGUGACGCUGGCUCUCGACGGCACGCUGGACAUCGGGCAGACCACCUUCUCUGACCGGGGGGUCUACAAGUGCAUCGCCGGCAACACGGUGGGGGCGGACACGACGACAGUGAGGCUGCACGUCUCAGCCCUACCCCCCCGAAUACUGGAGCAGAGGACCGAGAACAUCUCAGCAGCGCCAGGGCGGUCCGUGCACGCCCACUGCACCACCAAAGCCGCUCCGGCGGCCAACGUCCGCUGGAUCCUGGUGGAUGGCAUGCAGAUCCGGCCCUCCCAGUUCAUCCACGGCAACCUAUUCGUCUUUCCAAACGGGACCCUCUACAUCCGCAACCUGUCGCAGAGGGAAGUGGGGACCUACGAAUGCGUGGCGACCAACAUUGUUGGCAUCGCCAGGAGGACGGUGGGCAUUGGAAUCCAAAGGCAUUCAGCCAUGGCGAAAAUCACCUUGUCUUCCCCUCAAAGAGUAGACAUUAGUUACGGCAGCAUUCUACAUCUGGACUGUGAGGCCGCUGGAGAGCCAGGGCCGAGGAUACUCUGGAGGUUGCCUUCAAAAUUGCUCGUAGAUUCACGCUACAGUUACAGCAAGAGAAUCAAAGUGUACAACAAUGGGACACUCAUGGUCCAAUUGGUGACAGACAAAGAUGCAGGAGAUUACCUGUGCAUCGCCAGAAACAACAUGGGAGAUGACUUCAUGGUGCUCAAGGUUAAUGUGAUGAUGAAGCCAGCGAAAAUUGAAUAUAAGCAAGACGCCAACCACAAGGUGAUGUAUGGCAAAGACCUCAAAGUUGACUGCAUAGCAUCGGGGCUACCAGAUCCAGAGAUCUCAUGGGGCUUGCCGGACGGCACCAUGGUCAACAGCGUCAUGCAGUCGGAUGACAGCGGGACAAGGAUGCGAAGGUAUAUUGUUUUUGAUAAUGGUACCCUGUACUUCAACGAGGUUGGACUGAAAGAUGAAGGUGACUACACCUGCUACGCGGUCAACCAGAUUGGCAAGGAUGAAAUGAAGGUCAACGUGAAGGUACUGGCUGAGCCCCCAACUUUCAAAGGUCACGCACCCUCUCUUGUUGAGGUGGCAUAUGGCGAGGUGUGCUCAAUAAAGUGUGAAGCCAAGGGUGAACCAACCCCCUGGAUCACCUGGCACUCUCCAACCAACAAGUUGAUCUCACCUUCAUCAAAAUACCAAGUUAGCACUGACGGCACUCUAUUCAUACAGAAGGUCCAGAGGUCGGACAGUGGAAACUACACCUGCACAGCCAGAAACACAGCAGGGGAGAAGAAAAGGGUCAUCACUGUACAAGUCAUCAUUGAACCCCCAAGUAUUAAUGGGCAGAGGAGGGUGAACACCGUAGUCAAGGACACGGCGAUGAGGGACACCCGCAAGCUGAUGGACUGCAAAGCAGAAGGCAUACCCAUUCCGCGGGUUAUGUGGGUGCUGCCUGAGAAUGUUAUUGUGACAGCACCAUAUUACGGAGAUAGAAUUCAGGUGCAUCGAAAUGGCACCCUCGACAUCAGGAGCAUGAAGCAGUCAGAUGGAGUCCAAUUUGUAUGCAUUGCUCGUAAUGAAGGGGGAGAAGCAAGGCUCACAGUGCAGUUGGAAGUGCAGAACAACCUGGAGAAACCUUCAUUUACCAACCCGCUUAACGCCGGGGUUGCCAUCGUGAUUGGUAACAGCGUCAACCUCAACUGUUCCACCAGAGGGAACCCCACGCCAGAGAUAACCUGGAUCUUACCAAAUGGAAACAAGCUCAUGAGUGGUCAGCAGUUGCCAAAGAUGUACCAUGGAAGAGAUGGCACGCUGCACAUCAGUAGUCCUUCUGCCACCGAGGCUGGUUCUUACCGGUGCAUUGCCAGGAAUACAGUAGGCUCCGUUGAAAGAUUCGUCACCUUGGAGAUUGGACACAAACCGGAAAUGCGCAAUCGAUACACGAGCCUGGUCAAAGUUUUACCUGGGGAAAGCAUGCGGCUUGAUUGCGUGACUGGAGGGAGCCCCCUGCCUCAGUUAUCAUGGAUUUUGCCCAGCGGGGUGGUUCUGAGCAGACCCCAAACCGUGGGCCGUUUCUCUCUCUUGCAGAAUGGUACCUUAAUUGUCCGCGAGGCCUCCGUGUAUGACAGGGGCACCUACUCGUGCAAGGCGGUGAGUGAGCUGGGGCUUACCUUGAUGAGCGUGGCGGUGAUCGUCAUAGCCUACCCACCACGCAUCACGAACGGGCCGACGCCCGUGACCUACGCCAGACACGGCUCCUCGGUUCAGCUAAACUGCAUGGCCAUGGGGAUUCCGAGGGCAGAAAUCAGCUGGGAGCUGCCGGACCGGACACGGCUCACGGCAGCGUUCCAGGCUCGCCUGAUUGGCAACAAAUUCCUCCACCCUCAAGGGUCGCUGAUCCUUCAGAACCCGUCCAACAGAGACACCGGCUUUUACAAGUGCACUGCAAAGAACCUCCUGGGUAGCGACUCAAAGAUAACCUACGUUCACGUUUUUUAAAGGAACGUUUCUUUCAAGUUGUUGUCUUUCUUUUCCCUAAUGAAAUGCCCAGACGGCUGCCUCCCAUUUGCAGUGGGCACUGCCAGUUGUGAAAUGGCACACUGUCCUCACUGAGCUUUACGGAAAAUGCACAAGAUGUCGCUUCAAUGUUCCCUCGAGUGACUUCAGACUGAAAUUUGUUUUAGACACCAGUUGCAUACAUACUUAAUAACUUAUGCCUUAAAAGAUGGGACAUGGGAUAGAAAUGUUUGAUUCAAAAUCUGCGUUAAAUUGAAAUAUUCAGAUAAUUUCCAGCGUCCAGCUCCACAGCCUUAGAACUACCAGUCUACAGAUCUGGCAUCAUGUCUCAUAGCUGAGAGAAGCAAUCUAGCACAUUAAUAGCCAAUACAUGGGAUUGGGUAAAAGUAGCAAAUAUCCUUUUUUUCCCUCCAACAUUAUUGCCUAAAGGAGAAAUCAUGACUGUACAGGCUGAUCUUCUUCAUAAAGUGGUCUGUCUUCAAUUAUUGAUCAUUAUUGGUAGAGUAACUAUGCUGUCAAUGAGCAGUGGGGCUCAUCCCAAUAAUAACAAGCUAUAAUAAAAGAAAAUGGAACUUGAACACAUUUCUGACAACUCAACUUACGAACAGCAUUAUGUCAGAUAGUAGUGUUAGUCCUAUUAAUAGUCUCAUAGCAAUAUUAGUCCUAACUAUUUUACUUACCAAAAUCAACGUACUUUUUAUUGUAAGCAGUGUUCUUUUAAACCCCAAGAGCUCCCUAUAAUAACAAGGUAAGGACAUAAGAAACUGGAGCAGGUGUAGGCAAUAUGGUCCUUGGGGCUAAUCUGAUAUUCAGUAGGAUCAUGGCUGGCCUGUUCCUCUUCUUAGCUCUACAUUGCUGCUUGUUCCUCAUAAUCCUUCGCUCUCCUAUAGUUAUAGUCCUAACAUUGUACAGCAGUGGUCAUUCAAUCCAUUAUGCCUCUUUAUAGAACAUAGAACACUACAGCACCGUACAGGCCCUUUGGCCCACAAUGUUGUGCCAACCUGUAUAAACCUACUCCCUGAUCAAUCUAACCCUUCCCUGCCGCACAGCCCAUAACCCUCCAUUUUUCUUACAUCCAUGUGCCUGUCUAAAAAGUCUCUUAAAUGUCCCUGCUGUAUCAGCCUCUACCACAACCCCCAGCAGUGCGUUCCAGGUACCCACCACUCUCUGUGUAAAAAACCUACCUCUGACAUCUCCCCUGAACUUUCCUCCUCUGACCUUAAACUGAUGUCCUCUGUUAUUGGCCAUUGCCGCCCUGGGGAAAAGGUGCUGGCUGUCCACUCUAUGCCCCUCAUAAUCUUAUACACCUCAAGUCACCUCUCAUCCUGUGUUACUCCAAAGAGAAAAGCCUUAGCUCGCUCAACCUUUCCUCAUAAGACAGGUUCUCCAAUCCAGGCAGCAUCCUGGUAAAUCUCCUCUGCACCCUCUCUAAAGCUUACACAUCCUCCCUAUAAUGAGGUGACCAGAACUGAACACAAUACUCUACGUGUGUUCUAACCAGAGCAACUUAGAGAGAGCACAUCUGAUUAUCACCAGCAUCCUGCCAACGUAUCAUUUCCCAGUAGGUAUCCGACUCCAGAGUUACUAUUGAAUUUGCUUGUACCACCCUUUCCGAAGGAGUGUUCCAGGUCAUGGUGCCUUGUUAUGUUAAACUAUUUCUCCUCAACUCCCUCUCUGGUUCCUUUUGCAGUUGCUCUAAAGGAAACCCUCAUGCCAAUGGAAAGAGCUUCACCUCUUUCGCUCUGCCGAAACCCUUCAGAAUUUUGAACACAGUCAGUCAAUCUUAAUCUUCGCUGCUUCAAGGAGACUCAUGGCUUCUCGUAGUCUUUCCACCUGAAUGAAGACUAUCGCUCCUGCUACCAUCCCUCUUCACUAUUUCCAAAGAUUUGACAACCAUACUAAAAUAUAGUGCCAAAACCAACUGAGGCCAAACCAAUUUACAAAGGUUGACUACUUUAAUUAAUGUUACUGUAUGAUAAAAAUUUGAAAUAAAAAUGACCACUUCCACUACACUAGCUAUGUAAAUACAUAAAGCACCAGUAGCUUGUAAGUUUUAUGUAAAUGCUAAGUUUAAAGGCAGGGAUAUCUGCUGUAAUCUUGUGCUUGGUAACCUACUUUGGCGCUUGUUCCACCACUCCACAAUGCUAUGUUAUCCAGGAAGGUUCAGUCUGAGAUGGUUGAUUGAGGUAGCAAACAGAGUGCCAUAAUUGGCCAUAUCACAGCUAAGCUAUCUUUAAGACAUUACCAUAGCAGGUCAAUAAAAAAAUUGCAGUCAGUUAACUAAAAAUCUUAGAUCCAGUGUAAAAGACAAAAUAACAAUAGUUACUACUACAGGAUUGAUGUAAAAGGUUACUGGUACUCCAAUGCCCCUUAGGAAAUCAUAUCUAGUAAUCAGAGCAAUUUAUGAUACAAAGUGAGCCUGUCAUGUUCGCCAAAAAUUGGGUACUUUGAUUAACCUCACACCUUAGAUCUAAGUCCACAACCCUACAGCUCGUUGCUGCUCAAGUGUUCUUCGAGGUACUGUUUAGUGUUUGUCCACUGACUUUUCAGGCAGUGAGUUCCAAACACUUGCUGCUUGCUGGGUGAAAAAAUAACGACCCUCAUCUUUCCUCUAAUCCUUCCAUCUGAACCACUAAUUAGCAUCCUUAUGUAGUGUGUGACUCAAGACCCGCAGCAAAGUGCUCAGGAUGGUGCAGCAAUCCACUCAGUUCAAGUGCAAGGAGGAGAUAGACUCUAAGUGCUAGGCUUGUCAACAACACUCAUAUCCUGCAAAUGAAAAUGAAAAUAAAACUUAAAUACUGGAAAUUGGCAAUAGAAGCAGGAAAUAAGAACAUAAGAAAUUGGCCAUCUGGCCCAUCGAGCCUGCUCCACCAUUCAUGAAGAUCAUGGCUGAUCAAAACAUUCAAUAGGUCAGGCAGCAUUUGUACAGAGAGAAACAGAGUUAAAGUUUCAAAUCCAAAACCCUCGAUCCAAACUGGGAAAGAAAGGAAACAAGUCAAUUUUAGUUACAGAGAAGGGGGCGGGUGGUGAGAGAUGGGGAGAACAAGGGGAAUAUCUCUGGUAGGGUGAGACCAAAUGUGGCAAUUAGAGGCAGAUUAUGCUUCUUUGUCUGUGGUUAAGUGGUGUCAUCAGGACAGUGAUAUAUGCUCAACAGGCCAGGGUAUACAAUGAGAGAGUGAAAAACUGAGCCAAAAAUCAUAGAUUGAUGACAGGUAGAAAUGGCCAGUUCUGAUAUACACAGGAAGAAAGAACAAGGUAUCUAAAGUCGCAGAAUUUGAUAACAAGUCCGGAAGACUGUAACAGACAUAAGAUGAGGUAUUGUCCCUCAAACUUGUGUUGCACCUCAUUGUAUCAGUGCAGGAGGCCACAGACCGAUAGGUCAGAGUGGGAGUGGGUUGGUGAAUUAAAGUGACGGACAACAGGAAGAUCAGGGUCACUGUGGAAUGAACACUGGCACUCUACUUGUCCUCCACCUUCUCCGAAAUUAAAAUUUCCCUGUUUUCUCUCUUUCCAGUUCUGACAAAGGACUUCAGACCUGUUUCUGUUUCCAUAGAUGCUGCCUGACCUGCUGAGUGUUUCCAGUAUUUUCUGUUUUUACUCAGAUCCUGUAAAUUAGUUCACACCUUUUAAAAAUCAGCCACAUCAACCCAGGGGUUAUGUUGCUGGAUUUGUGACUGGAGAAAGUGAGUUUGAGAAUUUAAAUUAUUUUUUUAAAUCUGGAAGUAAAUGGAGAAAAGUGAUCAUAAUUAGUGUAAUAUUCUGUAGGAUUCACUCGUGUCCAUGGGGAGUGAAACCUGGUCCACCGCUAAUGUGGCAUUACACCUACACCAAGGCUUCUACCCUCUCAACUAGCUCCGCAAGUCACUUACUUGCAUUAAAGAAGCCCCCAAGCUACAUUCUCAGGCCUCAAGGGAUGGCCACUAAAUCCCACCCUUGUCAGCAAUGUCUCUUUCCAAGAAUGAGAUUAAAAUUGCUAAGAAAUCAGCCAGAGGUUUGCUGCUGUUUGCUGGUAUACAUGGCCAUUAACAUCAAAGCAACCAGAUUGUAAUUUACCUCAGUGGAAGGUUGGUACGUCUUUGGGGUUGAUGUGCCUUGCAGAUGUCUCAGUAUUUUUUUUAUAAAUUGCCACCAAUUGUUUUGCUGUCAAGUUGGUUGAUGAUUUAAAGCUGUAAAACAAAACAUUAGAUAUCACACCAAAUCCCAAUCAGAUGGAUACACUACAAAAUACACACACUGCACAUUGCAUGCAUGGGCAUACACAUCACACAGUGAACGUGCAGUAUGUUGCACACACGUUAUACGCACUCUAUAUUGUGCACGUCACACAUGCUCACUGUACGUAUGUACAGACAACACAUUGCAUCAUACAUGCAUGCAGACUGCAUUUUGCACAUAGCUACACACGUGCACACACACACACACACACACACACGCGCGCACAACCUGCUGACAGCCAACUAUAUGUCAUGCAGGGAAUCCCGGAUGUACUGGUUUGUGAGGAUUACUUCUGCACUGGGCUGUGUGUUUAUUUAGUGAGUCUUGAAAUGGAAAUCUUUUAGCAAGGCUGAAGGAUACAACAGACAGCACGAAUGUCACACUUAUCUUUAUAAGGAUAUUCCCAUCACAUCCCAGCUGGAUAAAAUGAAUCCACAGAUUGGCCCACUUGAGAAAUGUACAUUUUCAUCCAUUCACAUGUUUAAAUUGUAUUGAAAACAAUGAUGGAAAGAAAAGCUAAGAAUAUAAAUGUUGCACUCAAGGAGACACUGCUAGUACCAAGGUAGUGCUGGAGCUAAUAGCACGUAUGAAGCAGAGCCCUCUGAUGUAUAGUUAUGUUUAUAAUGUUAAUUCAAUUUACUGUACAUCUUGUAAUAAAGAA